AUGGCUUAUUGUGCAAAACCAGAAAAGUUCUUUCCAGUAUUGAACGAUUUAGCCCUUCAACCGGGAACUCUGAAGGGUAAGGUUGCACUUGUCACUGGUGGAGGAACUGGAUUAGGAAAAGCGAUUGCAACAACAUUUGCUCACCUCGGAGCAAAAGUUGCGAUUGCAGCACGGCGUUUGGAUAUUCUCGAGAAAACGGCCGCUGAAAUACGUAGAACCACCGGCGGAAUUUGUGAGCCAUUCCAACUAGAUGUCAAGGAUCCAACAAAAGUUGCCAAAGUGUUUGAUGAUAUCAAAGCAAAAUUCAACGCGACUCCAGACAUUCUUAUAAAUAAUGCAGCCGGAAAUUUCAUUAUGGCUACUGAGCGAUUGUCGCCAAACGCUUACGGAACCAUCAUUGACAUUGUUUUGAAAGGGACAUUACAUGUGACCACCGAAUUGGUACGCAGAUGCAUCAAGGAAGGAAAGGGUGCUUCUGUGUUGAGUAUUAGCACUGCAUACGCGGGUCAUGGUGCUCCAUUCGUUGUCCCUUCGGCGGUUUCCAAAAGCGGCGUUGAAACGAUGACCAAAUCAUUGGCUUCAGAAUGGGCCAAAUAUGGCAUGAGAUUCAAUGCAGUCGCGCCAGGACCCAUUCAGACGGAGGGAGCGUUUGGAAGAUUGUUUGUUUCUGGUGUUGGUGAUGCUACUGAGCAGGCAAGCCGAGGGAUGAAUGGAGCUAUUAUCUAUUUUGAUGGAGGUCAGCAGCAUAUGAACCAUGGCUCGGGAAUGGGCAGUUUUUUGCACGAAUGGGACCACAAAAAAUGGGAAGAGGCCGAAAAUGUGAUUCGCGGAAGAACCGGAAAAUCAAAAUCGAAAAUUUGA
Molecule: messenger RNA, 861 nt
Organism: Caenorhabditis bovis
Lineage: Eukaryota; Metazoa; Nematoda; Chromadorea; Rhabditida; Rhabditidae
Source: the annotation of a GenBank genome assembly